ACUUUUCUUUUUCUCUUUUUACUUAUGUAUCCCAACACCUCAAUGAACUUGUUAAUUAGCCCAUUUGAACCAAGUCAAGUUCCAUUUGUUCUUGACGAUGUGAAUUCGACUCAGCCAUUGGAUAUACCUUUUGAACAAGACAUGUCAUUUUAUCCUCUGUCAUCUUCAUUACCUCCAUUGGACUUGGUAAAUGUCGAAUACAAUUAAUUCAAUUUUUGACAAAAAAAAACUAGAUGAAUGAAUUCAUUUCACAUUCACCAGGAUCUUCUUCUUCAGUUGAAUCCAAUCUGAUUUCAUCACCUCAAUAUUUGGUCUCAACAAGACGAUCGUCUUCUGUGCCACCUCACUUGAACACAUUGAAACCCCAUUCGCAGGAUAGCAGCAAUAUGUACAACCAGCCUCAAGUUACACAGACAACUCACCCUCUUCCCAUUCAGAUUCAACGAGUGCUCACGAACCACCAGCCAGCCGUCAAUCGCACAAUAGACCCAGAAGAAUAUCGCCGUCAAUUGGACGAAAAACUUGAAAAAGUAAAUUUCGAUGAUAUCACAGUGGCUGAACUUAAAGAACUACUGCGGGAACGAGGAUUAUCUGCCAUGGGUCGCAAAGCUGAUUUAUGGAACCGACUCAAAGAAGAAUAUGAUUUGCUCAUGAGCAGGAAAAAUGGCUCACCGGCUGCUGCUUUACCACGCCGCUUGUCCAACCUGAAUCUAGGCUCACCUAAACGACAACCUCGUUUGUUCUCUCCUUACUCUCCUCCUAAGCGACUCUCCAGUGAGCCUCGUCUUGCUUCUUCUGUGCCUGACCAUCACACUUCGUCUUAUCUAAAUGAACAGUUUAUGCGAAAAAGACCUUCUAGUCUUCGUAAAUCAAUCCAAUCGGAACAGAGCAAGUCUCCACCAAUUUCAGAUGACAUUUGGGAUGAUCAGACACUUGAAAAAUUUCUUCGAGAAAUUUAACCAUGUACAUAACUUGUUAGAAUAAUAAUAAUAAUAAUAAUAAAAGAUGUUUAUUCUGCU
Messenger RNA from Gilbertella persicaria, 1019 nucleotides. RefSeq lists its product as uncharacterized. NCBI's taxonomy places the organism in Eukaryota, Fungi, Mucoromycota, Mucoromycetes, Mucorales, Choanephoraceae. The coding region runs from base 234 to 959 and encodes 241 amino acids. The transcript has a single exon. The record is from RefSeq and is a predicted model, not a curated record.